Messenger RNA from Phoenix dactylifera (date palm), 3359 nucleotides. Lineage: Eukaryota; Viridiplantae; Streptophyta; Magnoliopsida; Arecales; Arecaceae. The record is from RefSeq and is a predicted model, not a curated record.
GGAACAAGUUUAGGCCAUGGGAAGGAUAAGAACUCUGGUUGGUCCCUUAGCCGAUCAUUGCUGCCGGGAGGAAAAGGGAAGGAAAAGAUGAGAUCUUUAACCUUAGCAUCAACUUUUUCUCUUGCCCCACUAAAUUAAUUUUCUUUGGAUCCUGAGGAUGAGCCCGAAGCUUGUGAGAAAAAUUUGAUCUUUUCUCGAAAGUCUGUGCGGAGACCAUCUUGUUGUUCCAAUUGAAGAGGAACUUCUGCUGAGAAAAAGCUGUGAAGGCAUCAGGGAGUGGAGCGGGGGAAAUGGGUACUCUGUUCCUUCUAUGUUCCCUUUGGUGAUUUCGUUGGGGGGGAUUGGGAGACUCCUCCUCGAGGAAGAGCUGGAUUUAGACUUUUUUGCUUGAUGAGCUUUUGCCUUUACUGGUUUUAUUGUGAUAGAGAUUACAUCUUGGUUUGAAUCUUUUUUUUUUUUUUUUUUUGCUUCAGUGGGUUGAUUCCCUGUUGGAAAGUACCAAAAAGAUUGGAUUUUGAUGCAAUUUGGAGAUUUCCCUAGGAAGAAGAAGAUCUAGAUUUCUAUCUUUGUUUUUUAUCAGUGUUCCAAGUCAGAAAAAAUGAUCUUUUUUUUUGGAAAGAAAUAUUGACUCUUGGUUGGAAAUUCUCUGCAUCAGCAUAUGUUCUCGCUGGAAAGCUUCAAGUGGCGUUACGUGGUUUUUAACUUUUCAGUGCUAUUAGAUUGGGUCUAAUAGGCUGCGAGGAGAAUUUAAUCUUCUUCUUUGGGUAAUCUAAGGAGCGAGCCGUAGAUUUCAGCACUCUAGUUAUAGUCCCAAUCUGGCUCUGGAGUCUAACUGAAAAAGUUUCAUGAGCUUUUGAAAUCAUGCCUCUCUCCCAAUACCAUCAGUAUGCAACAAAGGAUAAGCCGGAAGCGACACAAUCAAGAGCGAACAAUUGCUCGGCUGAUCUAUUCACCAUGCCUGAUCACGAAUUUGCUGAGCUACUGUGGGAGAAUGGCCAGAUUGUGAUGCAGAGCCACUCCAGUAGGCCUAAGAAGAGCUCCUUACCCACCACCUUUUCUUCCCAGGCUGCUGGAGUUCGUGAGAAGGAUGGAAGGGAUGCCGGCAAUCCGAGGGCUUCACGGUUUGACGCAAUGGAACCAAUGGUUAAUGACUUCUCGCCUUCGGGACCUUCUGCUGAUAUUGGUAUCGAUGCUCAAGAUGAUGAUAUGGUCCCAUGGAUCAGUUUUCCCAUUGAGGAACCACUCCCAAAGGAUGCGCUCCAGAAUGAUUACUGCUCGGAGUUCUUGAAUGAAUUCCCAGGGGCCAAUCUGAAUUCUCCUUCUGCUUAUAACAAGCGCACAGCUGCCGAUGGAAGCAGCGGCUUAGGCCAAGAUAUCAGGAAUUCACACAGUGCGGAACAUGAGCAUGCUUUGAAAGCAUUUGCAGAGAGUUCGGAGCCUAGUAGGGUUAGGACUAGCCAAUUGUUUCAAUUCUCACAGCAUUGCCAGAGUUCAGCUCCAAGUUCCAAAUCAAGAGCUACAGACACUGGGAUCGGUGAUAGCACUAGAACUCAUUUGCAGAACCAAAAUCCUUCAAGUGCCAAGCCACCGCAGCUGAAUGGCGGCAUGCUGAAUUUCUCCCAUUUCUCAAGACCCGCUAUGCUUGCUAAGGCCAAUCUCCAUGGUGUUGAUGGAAAGAGAACCAAUGAGAAGGCGUCUGCUCCCUUGAAUAUUAAUACUGUGGAGUCAACGUUGAUCGAGUCUGCUUGUGUUUUCGAGAGUGCUACAGGGGUUCAAGGCCAAUCAGUUUCAGUUCCUCCCGGGAUGGAGUUGCGGUCACCUGUCAAGCUUCCCCAAGAGGUGAUUCCUGUCGAGCAUUCAGAGGCUAUUUGUCAACAAGAUGCUUCAAGGAAGAAUGAUUCAAAUAUCCUUCAUAACAAUUGUAGUAAACCUGCCGAUCAACCUGCUAGCUCAAGUGUCGCGGCAAGUGCGGCCUUAAGGCGGCACAAAACUGAAAAGGCUCCUGAAGUAGCUGUUGCAUCCUCUUCUGUGUGUUCAGCUAAUAGUGCAGGAGCAGCAUCUAACGAUCCUAAGCAGGGAGAUAAGAGGAAAAGUCGUGAAGGAGAAGAAUCAGGAUACCAGAGUGAAGAUUUUGAAGAUGUGUCGGUGGACUUAAGAAAACCCGCAACCGGACGAGGGAUGGGUGCAAAGAGAAGUCGCGCUGCAGAAGUACAUAAUUUAUCAGAAAGAAGGCGAAGGGAUAGGAUCAAUGAGAAAAUGCGUGCACUACAAGAGCUUAUACCCAAUUGUAAUAAGGCGGACAAAGCUUCAAUGCUUGAAGAGGCCAUUGAGUAUCUUAAAACACUUCAGAUGCAAGUUCAGAUCUUGUCCAUGAGUAGCGGAUUAUGCAUGCCUCCAAUGUUGCUGCCUCAUGGUAUGCAACAUAUGCAUGCACCAGCCAUGGUUCGUUACUCGCCAAUGGGUGUAGGGAUGGGAAUGGGUAUCGGAUUUGGCUAUGGAAUGGGAAUGUAUGACAUAAAUGGCUCCCCCAGUUGCCCGAUGAUCCCUAUGCCACCAGUGCAUGGACCGCAGUUCCCUUGCUCCUCAAUUCCAGUGUCGCUGGGCUUGCAUGGCAUGCCUGGAUCUGUCAACCAUCAGAUGUUUGGAGUCCCAGUUCAGGGUGGCCCUUUGUCGAUUCCUCGGCCAUCUCCAUUUGGUUCUUUAUCAGGGCCUUCUUUUACAGCAAACUCAGUGCCUGAGAUUACAGUCCCAACAACUUGUCCAAUUUCGGCUUCAGACACAGCGCCUACUGCAAUUUCUGCAGAUCAGCAGCAACAAAACAUAGAAGCAUUACAUGGAUCAGGCAUCAAUGACUCACAGAUUCAGACUCCUGAUCAGGCAGUGAAGAAACCAUUUUAACGGACUGCUUUUGGUGAAAAUGAGUAAUAAAACACAGCAUGCCAGGGAAAAUGGACAUCUCCACCAUAUCUCUGAAAAUGGGAUUGCACAAAAAGCUACAGUGGACAAAAGCUUAUGGACACUGCCUGAUUGAGAUGGGCAUUGCUUGCAAAAUUUCUAUGAAAGAUGCAACCCAACUGAAGUCUUCCACCAUGUGGAAAUUCACUUUUUGAUACAAGACAUUUCAUGGUACCUAGAAGUAACCUUUCGGUUUUCAGUAGCAGGGUGGGCAUAACGUGCAGAGUUUUGUAAAUUGAGAUUUGCGGGAUCCAUGCAGUGACCACGUGUCAGGGAGGAUGAGCUUUCAGAGUGUACUAUAGAAAGAGUUGUUUCCACCUCUGUAAGCAUUUCUGACUUGAUGUAACAACCUAUAAUCUUUCAAUAAAGUAAUUUUGCUUAGAGCUUUCGGUGCUUGAUGUAAA